AUGGGGACACACCGGGGUCACACCGGGGACACACUGGGGACACAUGGGGACACACCGGGGUCACACAUGGGGACACACACCGGGGACACACCGGGGACACACCGGAGACACAUCGGGGUCACACCGGGGUCACACCGGGGACACACCGGGGACACACCGAGGAGACAUGGGGACACAUGGGGACACACCGGGGACACACCGGAGACACACCGGGGUCACACUGGGGUCACACCGGGAACACACACCGGGGACACACCGGGGACACACCGGGAACACCAUCUGAUCCCCUCUCCCUCCCCUGUGCAGGUGAAGGUGGAGGAGGAGGUGACGAGCUGUAACGUGAACACGGACCACAUCUUCUACACCGUGUACUCCACCUUCGGGGCCUUUUACAUCCCGACGCUGCUGCUCAUCGCGCUCUACGGGCGGAUCUACGUGGAAGCCAGGAAGCGAAUCCUCAAGCAGUCGAGCAACAACAAAAAGCCCGGAAAGAGACUCACGUCGGCUCACCUCAUCACCGACUCUCCUGGAUCCGUGGCCUCCAGCACGUCUCUAAACUACGGGACGAACGACGCGUCUUCCUGCGACACUUCUGUGAGUCAAGUGAAGGUCACGGUGUCCGACGCGCUGCUGGAGAAGAAGAGAAUCUCCGCCGCCCGAGAGAGGAAAGCCACCAAGACUUUGGGGAUCAUUCUGGGCGCGUACAUCGUGUGCUGGCUGCCGUUCUUCAUCUACACCCUGGUAGUUUCCGCCUGUGAUUCCUGUUUCCACCCGGGGCUUUUCGACAUCUUCACCUGGCUGGGAUACCUCAACUCUCUGAUCAACCCCAUCAUUUACACCAUGUCCAACGAGGACUUUAAACGCGCUUUCCACAAACUGAUCCGGUUCAGAUGCUGCCGGGCGUGAAACCAGCCAUCCUCUGUAUGCCCGAGGGAAUGCGCUGAGACAACUGAAAUGAGAUAAGAUAAUCCAAUGUGUGAAAUGUUUGCAGCAGCUUACAAAGACAAGGCAUUGGACGUAAGAGAAAUUAAAAGACUUGAAAUAAACAAUCCAAAAUGGAAACAUCUCAAAUGGAAAUUAAAAUAGCAUUAAAAAAGUAAUGUGGAAAUACAAACUUGGGAGUUUAAGUCCAAGAGAAGCUGAAAUGAAAUGUAUGAUGUCGACAAGUUGAAGUCAACGUUUCAGUUUUUUCAGUGGAACUGCGGUGCAUUCGUGGCGGCCAUCUUUGGAGGAAAGCUUCUAUAGCUACAGCAGAGAUCAAUAUGUAUCAGCGUUUCCCGGUUUCGCAUCCAAAAAUCAGAAAGUAUGCGUGGAAUAUAAAUACCGUUUUUGCUCGUGCACGGAUACACCUCAAAGGGGGUCAAAUGUCUAACAUCAGUGUCUAAUACACAUUAUCUAAAGAUUAUGUGUUGCUUUUGUAAUUGUGGGAAUAAUUAUAAUAUUAUAUUAAACUAAAUUGAUGGCACGUUCCUAUUCCUACACUCUGAGUACUUCUACUCUUACUCAAGAACAAGAUCUGAGUACUUCUA
Molecule: messenger RNA, 1529 nt
Organism: Notothenia coriiceps (black rockcod)
Lineage: Eukaryota; Metazoa; Chordata; Actinopteri; Perciformes; Nototheniidae
Product: 5-hydroxytryptamine receptor 1B-like
Exons: 2
Coding region: 1-906 (301 amino acids)
Biological process (GO): regulation of behavior; chemical synaptic transmission; adenylate cyclase-activating adrenergic receptor signaling pathway
Cellular component (GO): plasma membrane
Molecular function (GO): G protein-coupled serotonin receptor activity
Source: RefSeq, a predicted model, not a curated record